AUGUCACCACAGCAAAAGUAUACAUCAAAAUUGGCCGGUACCGCCAUUCUUGUGGUCGGCGGCACCUCUGGCCUCGGUUUCGGCGUUGCAGAAGCGAGCAUCGAAUACAAUGCCGCACAUGUAUACAUAUCGUCAUCCAGCUCCCAAAAAGUCGACACAGCCAUCUCACGCCUGAAAGCAUCAUACCCAGACACUGAAACCCACAUUACCGGCAUUGUCUGCAACCUCGGCGACGAAGCCAGCCUGGAAGAAAAUGUCGCUGCACUAUUCGCAAAGAUCGAUGGCAAACUCGACCAUAUUGUCUUCACCGCCGGUGAACCACUUUCCCCGAAGCCGAUCGCAGACAUAGAUGUUGCAUUUAUGCGGAAAGCAGGCGUCGUACGCUUCCUGGCUCCGUACUUUAUCUCCAAGCACGGCGUGAAACAUCUGAAUCCCGGACCGGCGAGUUCAAUCACCAUCACGUCGGGUUCAGUGGCAGAGAAGCCGAAUCUGAAUUGGACGGUGGUUGCAUCGUACGCAGCAGGGCUGCAUGGGAUGAUUCGGGCACUCGCACUUGAGUUGAAGCCUGUGCGUGUCAAUUUGAUCAGUCCCGGUGGAGUGGAGACGGAGUUGUGGGAGUCGAUUCUGGGCAGUCGCGAGGCUGCGCAGAGAGCUAUUGGAGCUAUGCACGCUAGAUCGACAACGGGCAAGAUCGGGAGUGUCGAGGAUGUGGUGGAGAGUUUCUUGUAUGUGAUGAAGGAUAAGAAUGUUACAGGGACGGUCAUAAGGAGUGACGGUGGAGCGUUUCUCCUGUAG
Molecule: messenger RNA, 795 nt
Organism: Exophiala bonariae
Lineage: Eukaryota; Fungi; Ascomycota; Eurotiomycetes; Chaetothyriales; Herpotrichiellaceae
Exons: 1
Coding region: 1-795 (264 amino acids)
Molecular function (GO): oxidoreductase activity
Source: RefSeq, a predicted model, not a curated record